AUGUGCCCAAUCAUAUUUUGCCUAUUUGCUCGGGAUUUUUGCACGAUAUACUCCGUCACAGUAUUUGGUUCGCCAGGUGUUGAUGCAAUCUAUCUUGAUUGGGCGGAUAUCUUCACCCGCCGGUGGCAACACCGGCCUGCGUUCAAGAAUAGACCUUACACGUAUCUUAUGAAUAGCUUAUUCCUUAAAGCCUUAAACGAGCUCUACUCUGGGCACUAUCGCCGUUCAUCAAAAGCGUUCAACAUACUUAGCUAUACAUUUUCGAUCACGCAGGACCGUUAG
Aspergillus nidulans FGSC A4 is the source of this 282-nucleotide messenger RNA. RefSeq lists its product as uncharacterized. Lineage: Eukaryota; Fungi; Ascomycota; Eurotiomycetes; Eurotiales; Aspergillaceae. The transcript has 6 exons. The record is from RefSeq and is a predicted model, not a curated record. Bases 1 to 282 code for a protein of 93 amino acids.